GUGAGACGUAAACAUAACACACAAUCACUUGACAUGUUUUGCCACUCAAUCACACAUCACUUCCAGACCUGAAGACCAUUCAUGUCAUAAUACAGACAAUACUCUUCGUCUCAAAAUGGAUAUCAAACCCGAAAAUAUGCUUUCAUUGAAAGUGGGUCGGGUUGUGUCCAAACAGACACCAAUCAAGCACUUCAUAGCUGUGGAGGAAUACAACGCAUUCAUCGGAACCGAUGACACACUGGAAACGCUAAACCUGUCGCCAAGUCUGGCCCAAGAGUGGCGUCUUUUGCCCCAAAACUUCGGAAACGUAUAUUUGGGCGAAACGUUUGCUUUUAUCAUAAACUGUACCAACGAUUCGGUCAAAGAGAUGGUCACCGAUGUUGUGGUCCGAAUCGACCUCCAGGUCGGCAAUAAGGCCGCCAUUUUGGGCGAAAUGAAAGCAUCGGUUUUGGACGCGAAG
Molecule: messenger RNA, 460 nt
Organism: Medioppia subpectinata
Lineage: Eukaryota; Metazoa; Arthropoda; Arachnida; Sarcoptiformes; Oppiidae
Source: the annotation of a GenBank genome assembly